Cyprinus carpio (common carp) is the source of this 1897-nucleotide messenger RNA. RefSeq lists its product as uncharacterized. Gene Ontology annotation, molecular function: protein binding. The record is from RefSeq and is a predicted model, not a curated record. Lineage: Eukaryota; Metazoa; Chordata; Actinopteri; Cypriniformes; Cyprinidae.
AAGAUAAAGCUUUUAUAAAUUGAAGUAUUUAAAGAGGUGGGUAACUAUUAGAUGAUAUUCACUGAGGCACUGUAAAAAUUAACAUGAAAAUAUUAUUUUUCAUAUGUUGCAAUUGUUGUUUACAAAGAGUUAAAAAGCAUGCUUUUCCUUGUAAAUGAUUCACAAAAAUUGAUUAAUAAAAGUCCAGUGUUGCACAAGCGUUUAAACCAAAUGUUGACCUGGAAAAUCCUUGAUUGCAUGUUGACCGAUGUAAUAUGUGAUUCAGGUUAUAAAAGCAGAAUCAGUUCAAGACCGAGACAUUGAGGUCUCUAUUAAGAUCCUCUGUAUAAUCUUAUUUCUGUUGUAUCUUGUCAUAAAUAUGGACAGCUAUUAUUUUCUAAUACUUGCUGUGCUACACAGCUGUUUUGCUUAUGCGCAGAGUGUUUCGCACCCAGGAAAAUGCAGACAUGUCUACAGAUCCGAUGAGGUCCAAGUCAUUUGUGCGUCUGUUAACUUCAAACAGUUACCCAGCAAGGCCUUCCCAGGUAACACUACAGACCUCAGUGUCCACUCCAGCAAUUUAAGCUCCAUAACAUCUGAUGACCUGAAGAUCUUGUCCCAUCUGAGGCAGCUCAGUCUGAUCAGAAACCAGCUGCGUACACUACCUCCGGACCUGCUUUUUGGCCUGUCAAAUCUUUGUGUGCUUGACCUUACAGGUAACAAACUGACAGCUUUAUCAUCGCAAGUGUUUCAUCAUUCUCCUCUUGUGGAGCUCACACUCUCAGAUAACCUGCUCUCUGAGAUAGAUGCUGACUGUCUGCCUGUAAACAGCUCUCUCCAGAGGUUAGAUUUGUCAUCUAACAAAUUUACCCAGUUGCCCGUGGCCUUCCUGCAAAGACUCAACAAUCUCGAGAGCUUAGACCUCCGAAAUAAUCAGCUGGAGGAACUGACUCCUGGAGCGCUGACCUUUCUGCCCAAACUUGAGGCUCUGUACCUGGAAAACAACAGACUGAAGUCCUUAGAUGCAUCAGCAUUCAUUGGUAAUCCAAACCUUGGCCAGAUGUUCUUGAGUGGCAACCGUUUGGAGAGCCUGCCUGCUGGAAUUUUCCUCAAGCAGGACCAACUUGUUUUCCUUGACCUCAGGAACAACUAUCUGCAACCUGACACAGGUACGUUGGAUGGACGUUUGUAUGCUGUGCUGUCUGGUAAUCCAUGGCACUGCAACUCUAGUUUGGCAUAUCUAUGGCAUUGGCUGCGUAUGAAUAAAAAAAGAAUUUUUCAGGAUGAUAAAAUCACUUGUCAAACACCUGAACACAUGAAGGGUAGAAACAUCACUGAAAUUGCUGCCACAGAGCUUGGCAUCAAGGACUAAGAAAAUCAUAUAAUAAAAUACAUAUUUUAAAACAUGCUGUCACAGAUAUUUUUGAAAUCUUCUAAAUACAUUACAAACUGUGAAAUAUGAAAGAUUUACUUACAAAAUGAUCAGAAAUUCAUAUUUCAUGAUUGUACUAUGCUUAAUAUACUACUUUUUACUAGGCUACUCCAUCAAAUUUCAGAUAUACCUUUAAAGUAAAUGUUUCAACAUGGAGUAAAUAUUUAAUCUUAUUUAAAAAAAUGUUUGAACUCAAAUCUUCUCUAUUUAUAAAUAUUUUUGAGUUUCCAGUUAACUAAUUUGUGCUUUUAAAGCCGGUGGUCUGUCAGGACACCUGUUUGGCACUAUUUUUAAAGAAAGAAAACCUGAUGUUGGUCAACAGAGGGCACUAAACUCUAAUCAAAGUAAUUAGAGGUACAUACUGUAUGUCCUGAGGGAAAUGUCGUUUCAGAAAAAGUUAUUACAGUUUUUAAUUGUGUACACUUGUCUUUUAUAACCAUUCUGUCUGUUAUUGCUUUUAUUAAUACAUUACAAACUGUAAUUUCA